This is a messenger RNA of Lathyrus oleraceus (garden pea), 660 nucleotides long. RefSeq lists its product as uncharacterized. Lineage: Eukaryota; Viridiplantae; Streptophyta; Magnoliopsida; Fabales; Fabaceae. The coding region runs from base 1 to 660 and encodes 219 amino acids. The record is from RefSeq and is a predicted model, not a curated record. The transcript has a single exon.
AUGGAUUUUGGAAGGAAAAAUACUCAAAAGUACACUUUCAAGAGUCCUAAGUUAGAAGAUCUAAGGAGAUUGGGAUCCUUGGUUGUUGACACAGAGGCUUUCAGCAAAAGAUAUGGACAUUUUCUCUCUCUUUUGAAGAUCUACUUGGCAUAUGGACUUCUUUCUACUUUGAUUCAGUUUUAUGAUCCCGUGUAUCACUGUUUCACUUUCCCCGACUAUCAGCUUAUGCCAACACUGGAAGAAUACUCUAAUUUGAUUGGUCUUCCUAUUUCUAAUCAAGCUCCAUUUUCGGGUUUGGAGGAAGAUCCCAAAUAUCAAGACAUUGCAAAGGUUACUCACUUGAAAAUGUCAGAGAUCAGGGAUCACAUGACCACAAAAGGAAAAAUGCUUGGCUUGAUAGCUAAGUUUCUAAUGAAUAAAGCUCAGUAUUUUUCUAGAAUGAGGAGUGUGGAUGCGUUUGAGGCUAUUUUUGCUCUACUUAUCUAUGGAUUAUUCCUCUUUCCUAGUUUUGAUGACUUCGUUGCCAUGGAUGCCAUCAAGAUCUUCUUAAUAGGAAAUCCAGUUCCUACUUUGCUUGCUGAUGCCUAUCAUUCUGUUCAUAUGAGGAAUUCUUAUAGCAGAGGAAUAAUUACAUGUUGCGUGCCUAUGUUAUACAAGUGA